Acanthosepion pharaonis is the source of this 732-nucleotide messenger RNA. Lineage: Eukaryota; Metazoa; Mollusca; Cephalopoda; Sepiida; Sepiidae. The record is from the annotation of a GenBank genome assembly.
AUGUUAACAACACUUGUCAAUUUUGCUUUUAUAGUCAACGCCGAAGAAGGCGUCAAAUGUCACCGCAAUAAAGACCUGGGCGACCGUCCUGCGAACGUCUAUUACUGUAAAGACAUCGAGAAAAGCCAAUGUUGCCAUCUGGGCGGCUCUUCAUAUGGUUGUUGUGUACCUCACCUAACAAAAGAAAUCAAGGACCAAAUCCGCCUGUGGGGGUCAAUUAUCCUCAUCAUCGCUGUCAUCAUUGUUGUUUGCUUCUGUUGUUGGAAGGAUGUUAACUAUUGUGAUUUCGAUCGACCACUAAAAGAUUAUUUCUGCACAAACUUCUGGAAUUUCCUAUUCUCUACUCAUUUCCUCUUUUCUUCUUUAUUGCUCUAUUUCUCUUCCUCUCUCUAUCUCUGUCUUUGUUUUUUCUUUCUUUCUUAUCCUAUAUUAUUUAAUUUCUAUAUUCGUUUAUACUAUCAUUUCUUGUUGCUCUCGUUUUUGUUCUUUCUUUCUUUAUUUUAUUUGUUUCUUUCUUUCUUUCUUUAUUUUCUUUCUUUCUUUCUUUCUUCCUUUCUUUUGUCUUUCUUUCUUUCUUUCUUUCAACUGCCGAACGUCCAACAAAGCUGUUCUUUCACAUUUUAUACUAACCCAUUCAACAAACGACUACCUUCACGAGCCAGCCUCUUUCUACAUGGCGUACAAUGCAAACACGCACGAGUGCAAGACGCCAACACAUUACCCUCACCCUAG